Molecule: messenger RNA, 9323 nt
Organism: Cygnus olor (mute swan)
Lineage: Eukaryota; Metazoa; Chordata; Aves; Anseriformes; Anatidae
Product: leucine zipper putative tumor suppressor 3-like
Exons: 4
Coding region: 264-2255 (663 amino acids)
Biological process (GO): mitochondrial RNA processing; regulation of mitochondrial mRNA stability; regulation of dendritic spine morphogenesis
Cellular component (GO): ribonucleoprotein granule; dendritic spine; mitochondrial matrix
Molecular function (GO): RNA binding
Source: RefSeq, a predicted model, not a curated record
GCUUUGACAGGGGGUGGGGUCGGGGCCGGCCGCCGUUUUUGCCGCAAGAAGGGGGGGGAAACGUGGCAGGCGUGCUUGGGGGUGGGCGACGGGCGACAAAAUGAGGUGAGAGCCCCCCCGACGGCCAGGCUGGGGGCCACCAGGCAGCCCUCCCGGCGCCGCCCGGCUCCAUGCCCGCCGCUGCCUCGCACCCCGCCGCUUCCCAGCGAGCAUCCCCGCCACCAUGCCACUGACCUGUGCCUCCACCUCGCCGCUGCGCUGCCAUGGCCACGCUAGAGGCGCUGCCCCUUCUCAGUGACCCAACGUACCCCAGCCCGGAGAACUUGCACGGUUUCUCUCCCCGGCCGUCCCACCCCACCUCGCAGAGCGCCAUGGGGAGCGUGGGCAGCGGAGUCGCCAACGACCAGGAGUUCGCCAUGAAGAGCGUGGGGACCCGCACGCAGAGCAGCGGCCGGCAGACGGAGGGGUCCCGCAACGGGUACUCCACGCGGGAGAUCUCCAACCGCUACUCCGGCGAGGAGAAGACGUACAAGUCGGAGAAGGUCUCCAAUUCCCUCUACAUCAACGGCGACCUGCGCAAGAGCGAGAAGGUGAAGGUGGACAUCUGUGGGAACGUGACCACCAACAACGAGAAGAACAUGCCGCCUCCUCCCCAGUACCGAGAGCCUGGUAACCCACCAAAGAUAUUGCCAAUCUCCGGCAAACUAGACCAGAGCAAUGAGCCCUUAGUUAGACCCUCAGCCUUUAAACCAGUAGUUCCUAAAAACUUCCAUUCCAUGCAGAACCUCUGCCCGCCGCAGAGCAACGGGGUGACAGAGAACAGAAAGAGCUUGAACCAUGCCAACAGCAAUAGCCCGUCCGCCCCCAAAAGUGGACUCGACAAGACCAGCCUUAACAGGACUACAAACCAAGUGGGAGGCCUUUCGGAUUCGGGCCGUAACUCGUUAACGAGCCUGCCCACGUACGGGACAGGCUACAGCCAGCACGUGGGCCCGAUGAGCGCCUCGACGAGCCACAUCAACCGCAUCGGCACCACCUACGUGGACAAGAACAUCGUGGGAUACAACGGGAUAUCUACCUCAGACAGCGGGCGGUCUUCGAGCAAGAGCACCUCUUCGUUCAACAGACUGAACCAUCUCAACGAAACGAUGCCUUUCCACUCGCCUUCGACGGACGACAUCAUCCAAGACCUGGAAGACCGGCUCUGGGAGAAGGAGCAGGAGGUCCUCCAGAUGCGAAGGAACUUGGACAAAAGCGAGGCAGCCAUCUUCCAAGUGUUUGAGGAGAAGCAGAAGAUCUGGGAGAGGGAAAUGGAGGACCUGAGGCAAAACUACGCCAACAAACUGCAGCAGGUCUCCAAAAAGGCGCAGCGGGCUCAGCAGGCCUUGCAGCUCCAGAUCUUCAAGUUACAGCAGGAGAAAAAAAAACUCCAGGAUGACAUGGGACAACUCCUCCAACAGCGAGAGGAGCUGGAGAAGAAAUUUGUGGCUUUCAAGAAGGAGCAGGCUGAGUUCCUCCCAAAGAUUGAGGAGACCAAGUGGGAGGUGUGCCAGAAGGCGGGGGAGAUCUCCCUGCUCAAGCAGCAGCUGAAGGAUUCCCAAGCAGACGUCUCCCAGAAGCUGAACGAGAUCGUGGGGCUGCGGACGCAGCUCAAGGAAGGUAAGAACUUCCUGCGGGAGAAGGAGGAGCAAAUCCUCACCCUGAAGGACUCCUACAGCUCCAAGAGCGUCAACCUGGAGAUCUGCGAGAGCGAGCUGCAGCGGAAGAUGAGCGAGGUGCAGGUGCUGAGGGAAAAACUGAACCACUGUGAGAUGGAGGUCUCCGGACUGAAGCGGACGCUUGCCAGCAUGGGACCUCCGGGGCCUUUUGGCGGGGACCUGGCGGAGAAGCUGCGGGACCCCCUGGCCUGCGAAAGCGACGAAGCCAAGAUGCAGCGGCAGAGCGAGGACAGCGUCAGCACGCUGCGGAAGGAGGUGGAGCGGCUGCAGACGGAGCUGAAGCUGGAGCGGCAGCAGCGGGAGCAGCAGGUGAUGGACUUCGAGGAGGAGCGGCGCACGUGGCAGGAAGAGAAGGAGAAAGUCAUCAAGUACCAGAAGCAGCUGCAGCUCAACUACGUGGAGAUGUACCAGAAGAACCAGCUCCUGGAGCACAAGGUGAACGAGAUGAACACAAAGGCCACCAGCCCCCCGCACACCGAGGAGAAAAAACCGUGGACUCCCUCCAGACUUGAGCGAAUAGAGUCCACCGAGAUCUGAGGUGGGACCAAGACGAUGCCCAUGUUUUUGUUGUUUUUUUUUUUUAUUGCUGUGCAUGUACUACCUACUCAAGCCAGUGAUCUUCCGAAGGAUAUUACGAUACCGUAGGAGCGGUGUGAGUUCGCCCACGCCGAGCUCCGUCACCCUUACUCUAUUCUUCUGUGCUCUGUAGGUAAAAUAACUGUGGAUGUGCGUUGUUUUUCUAUCGAUAAUGCGACAUCUUUCGUUUGGUUUUGUUUUGUUUUUUUUUCCUAGUACAGCUGGUGAGGGUCAAUUGGCUCUUUUGUAAUCUGCCGUGACUGUUACUUCGCUGGAGGCUGCCAUCCCCUCUCCUACAAUUCACCCCUCUUCGGUUGGUUGUUUUGGAGGGCUGUGUUUGGUUCCUUUGGUUUUCAAAGCAUUUAUAUGCAGCAAAACAGUUCAAAGUGGCAGGUUGUUUUUUUUCAGGGCAUUUUUAGCCACAUUGGCUAAUGGAGCACAGCUCUUGGGAUCGUGAGCAAACUCACUGUUCUGCGUCAAGUAUCUCGUCUAGACAAUGGUCUUAGUGAAGUCAGGAGGAGAUUGGCCACUGAUUUCAGUGAAACCAGACAUAUCUCUACCAGAUGACUCCCUCCUGCAGCCCGUGGCUACCAUGGCUGUAGGAGGUUAGGACGUCCUUGAGCACCAGGAUGAGCCUGUCCUGGUAACAGAAGCCACCAAGGAACGGUCGCCCAGCAGGAGCUUCUGUUGACACAUGCUGCGUUUUCAUUUCGUUGUGUUUUCCUUCUGCAUUUCCACUCGCCUCCUGGGUUGUGACCAGUCCUGGGAGCAGAAAUAUCCUCCCACCUCUGCCUUGAUCCCCCUGUCCUUACAUAUAUCCAAGCUGGCUACAGCAAGAAAAAAAAAAACCUUGAGAUCCAAGGCAGUUCUCCUUCUCAAGAGCCCUCUUACUUCCCACAGUCAAUGGAACGAGGUCUGGGGAAGCCUCCGAACCUGUGGGAUGUUUAUGCAAACAGAAGCUUCAGCAGUUUGCCCAGUAGUGGGCAAUUGUGCUAACCCAUCCCCAAACGAGAGGCGCUUCGGUGCAUUCUCUCUGCCCAGGGUGUACUUACAGAAGGCACCCGAGCCUCGCUCAGGAGUCGCAGUGAGCACAUAUCAGCGUUACCACUGGGUUGCAAUGGGGGAGGCGAGCAUCAGCCUUCAGUGCAGCCACGUGGAAUAGUGCCCAUCGCGAUCCCACGUGGUAUCACAAACUCCAGGGAUGGAGAUAACGCAGGGCCAGCUUAAAAAAUACUCGGCUACUGACUCUGAGCAUGAAAGCAGACACAAGAAAUGCUUAAGAUCGUGCAAGUGCUUAUGCCCCGGCAGAAAAAUAACCAAAUCCUACGUGCACACUCACUGAAAAUGAUGCGGGCAUCAAACACCAGCAUUCAGCUUUAAAAGGGGGGCACAGUGGGCCUGGUUCUCCCUUGCACAGAUGCUUUUUUAACCAUGAUCCACAGCAAAGAGAGAAAAAUGCUGUGCAGGGGGAUUUGUGCCGACUGGGCAGCAGCCAGAGGAUCGGUGCAAGCGGGAAUUCGGGCACUUUGCCCUAGAGAGCAGCUAGAACAAAGCCAGAAUUAGCAUCUCGGGAUGCCUGUGUGAGGUGACUUCAGGGAGAGUUUGGCCAGCUCACAUUGCACCUGCACACCGAGGAAGAACUUCAGGGUGUUGAGAGGCAGAAGCCCUGAAGCUAUUCACCUUCCAAGUUCCCUUCUCUCUCCAUUCCCCUCUCCAUCGCCAGGUCUGACCUGGUGGGAUCAGAAAGCGUUGUGGGGAGCUCCAGGCUGGGCAAAGAGGCCAAGCAGGAGAAAGAAGACUCCAGUUAGUCCCACCAACCUCCAGCCAAGGUCAACAGUGUUACUGGGAGGAACUGCUGGUAGCUGGCAGGGAUCGCUGGAGCAGCAGCAAAUAGCGAUGUGGAAGGAGAUCAGGGCAUUCUGAGACCCUGGUUGAGGGCACCUGGGUUCCCCCACGGCUUCUGCCUGUGCCUUUGGAGCUGAAGGAGAAAAAUUGGUGCCACCCAGCAGCAGACAGUGCCAGACAUUGCCAUGCCAAGGGCAGGGAUGGGAAGGGAGGGUUGGAAUGGGAUGGGCAAGCAAGGAUCUGGCAGAAGGUCGUUGGCACAGUGCUGUUAUAUCCUGCUGGAGUCAAACGGGGCAGGUCCUCAGUCCCCAGCCCAGUCCCGCUCUUUGCUUCAGUGUUUCAGAGCCUGCAGCCUGAGUCAAGGGGUCUCAGAGGCACAACUCUUGGCAGGCAGAUCCCAGGGCUUCCUCCGUUUCACACAGCGGGCUUCUAGAUGGGGCUGAACACCCCCCAGGGUCGGGGUUGGAGAUGUGGCGUCUCGUGUUGCUUUCUGUGCCUCUCUUUGGAGGAACCUGCACUGUCUUCCAGCCCAGAGCAGCUGAGGGGGACCUGUGCUUGUGAAGGGCUUUGCAGUCCUUGGGAAAUUGUGAGAUGUUGUUUUGGAUGCCUGUUGCAUGAUGAUUUUGAGGCCACCACACAAAAAGCAAACAGUCCAUCAACAGCAAGUGCCCAGGCUAUGAGAUGGGCCCAGUGAUCCGUUGGUCUUUUCCACCUCUGCCCCUCCUAGCCCUGCUGACCGUGAGGUUGGUUUCCCAUUAACCACCACGAGAGAAAGGGUUUCAAUCAGUGGCUCGAGAACACCUACAGCGAUUGAAAAUUGAGGACCUGCUGCUGAGGGGGUGUAGGCUGCGGUUCCCUGCUGCGUUAACAAGUGGGAAGGGGCACCAGCACCACGCCGUGGGACACCGUCUCACCAGAGCUCCUUGAAAAUCCACAGGCAGGAGAAGCAGGGGCCUGCCUGCCCUCCCCACACACCCGGAUCCCAGCAGCAGCAGUCAGCCAAGCCCUCCGCUGCGUCAGGUUUGCUCUGACAUCUUUUUCCCAGAUCUUUUUUUUUUCUUUUUUUUUUUUUUUUUUCAGCGGUGCCAGGAAUGAGUGUGUCUUGAUAGACCCAGUGAUACCUGCAGGCAUCGGGUUUGUCUGACUGCUGGAAGGGUGCUGAACUGCCCAGGUGCCAGACUGGCAUUUUAACGACAUAUUCAGAGAACGGCCAAGGAGGGUCACGUCUUGUCCUUCUGUGAGGUUAACAAAACGUUUCUGUCCCGUGAAACUCACCUUGGGCUUGGCCACAUCCCAGCUGUCCUCAUCCAGCCCUGGAGCUGAUGGGACUCUGCGUGGCGUCCUGGCUCAGACGUAAUUCUGCAAGUUCUGCUGCUGCCCUCAAAGUCUUGCACGUGGUUAGGGCCAGAUGUGCUGGGAUCCAUGGGGCUUGGGCCAAUACGACCCGAGACCUGUGGAAGAGACCGCGGUGGGAAGACCCGGAGCACCUCUAGCAGCACAGCACCCACAUACAGCCGCCUGAGUCACGCUCCAGGAGCGUGCGCACAGCCGUUACGUGAGCAAACACAGCACACUGAUUAACUCCAGCAACUUCUAUCCACAAGCAUUUGGGCUAAGCAGGUUAUCCGGAGACGAGUGCGCUUGGAUGGAAAUAAGAGCCCGGCUCUGUACGUACAGCGAUUAAACGAGGAGACAAGAAAGCUCUGUGGCUUCUCUACUGCCGCCUGGGUCGGCAGUAGCAGCAGAUGCUGUGUUUGAGCACCGAGCGCUACGUGGAGGGUGCUCAGCACCUUUUGCUGGCUGCAGUGGAAAUGGAGAGGGCUCCCAGGAAAGCAAUCCGCUUGGGAUUGGUGCCCGCAGAGCAGCCCGGUGUCACUUUGUCCUGCCUCAGUGCUUGCCUGGACUUGUAAUCAUCCCCUAAGGCUGAAGUCCCCCCCCUGCCAUCCUCAUGCCCCCACAAAGCCCCCUGAGGACAGAGAGGCUCCCAGCGGCGUCCCCCUGAGCCCUGCCACCCGCGAGCCCUGCCCACGGGAAGGACCAGCCCACCCCACUCCUGCCCUUCGCUGUGGCACUUUACAGCUCGCUCCAGCAGGGAGCUCAUGAGCAACACGACCAAAGAUCUCUGGAAGGCGCCGGACUGCGUGCCUGGAGCUGCCUCCCUGCCUCCCCGGGGAGGGAAGAGGCUGGGAAGGGAGAGCGCUAGGCAGGACCCACUCCCAGCCUCGGGCAGCCGAAGUAGGGGCCAGCGAGAGAAACUCACUUCUGUCCUGAACGAGAGCAGGUCCAACUUGCCGUUCUUCUAACCCAAUCCCUCAGCCUAAGCCUCAAAGGGCAAUUUAUGGAGUUACUUUUCACGAAGAUCCUUUGCUGGAGAUCUGCUCCCCAUGUUGCCCGCAUCCUUCUGCUCCUCUGCGUCAGCUCUCGAGCCUCCUCUGCCUCUUUUCAGUCCCCACUGUCCCAGUGCUCUCCCAGAUACUUUAUUAACAAGCAGGAGCCCCCCCAGACGUGGCUUGUCCGGACCCUGCCCUCAGGGUAACUUGCUACUAGGCUCCUGAUCCUCACCUCUCCUCUCUGUCAUUCCCAUGUCAGCUAGAUCAGCCCUGCUUUACCUCCGGGAGCGACCUUGUUGGAGGACAUCCCCAUGGCCUGCAAUCCCUUGAGAUCACUGUGUGGGGCUUCACACCAUCAUAACUACGCCCAGCCAGCUGCGGGGCGUUCCCAGCCCCUCUACCCCUGCAAAGACAGGGGUGCAAGGGGCAGGAGCAUCCCUGCUCACACAGCUCCCAUGCCUCCUGUUCCCCGGGUGUCACCGAGGCGUUAGGAUCACAUCCAGCUGUUUUCAGGCUUCCCAAUAGGAUGUUCUAUUAGUGCAAGUGUCAGCAAAACCAGAAAUGAGCCUCUGCACUUUCGGGAUAAGCUUCCUGCCUGGUUCACCCAAUGAAGGGGAUCGUGUUGGAUCUGGAGCCCGGGGCAACCUCUGGCAUGCAGGGUUGUGUGUUCAGGGCUCUUUUCCAGAUCUGUUUUCUCAGGCAGAAAGUCUCUGCUUUCUGUCACGAAGCAAUAGGUUUUUCUAGAGAGAUAUAAAAGGGACUUCCCAACUCUGAUACCUGCAGGCAAGCCAAUGUUCCUUUGAAUACCUUCGUAACUCUAGCUCUGGGCUCUCCUCUUUCAGAAAGGGAUGUGAGGCCAGGUCUGGCUCCAAAUAACCACCAAUGAUUUGAGCUUGGUGGUGCCCAUGUGUCCAGGGAGCCUGGAGAUGCCCCCGUGCAGCAGGCAGGCAGUCUGGGUCCCUGGGACGUGUGGUCCAUCCUCCUUUGGUGCCCACCCCGUGACUGUAACUGGUUGCCUGCAGCGGGUCUUCUCCAUCAGCUCACUGCCAUGGGAGCCACCGGGUCCCCAGGGGCGUCUGAGCUCACAAAGUCGCAUUUGGUGACAGCCAGACACCAACGGGAGACCAAGGAGCCCUCCUGGAGGAGAAGGUGCCCAUGGUGGCGCGUGGGUUCCCUUCCAGUGGCCGAAGGGAACAAAUGUGCCCAGGCAGAGCUCCACCACUGGUGCCAAAAUGCUGCACAACCCCAGACGCGUCUAUGCAGUCUCCUUCCACGCAGUGGAGUCCCUGCAGAGCCCGGCACAGGGCUAGGUCUCCUCCAAGGUGUCUUUGUUUGCACUCAUUCGGACCUGGUAAAUGCUGUGAGCUGAGAGGCGGCCCGUCCGGACUCUCUCUUGGCCUUCGCCUUGCACUGGGCAGUAUGGUUGUGAGGGUUUCCUCAUCCAAAAUAAAUGCACGUUGCUUAGUCACCCGUCUCCGCGUCUCUUCUCCAGCAGAUCAAUAGGCCCCCAAAACCCAGCUCCCCGACGGAGGGACGUCAGGUUGGGCCGGCUGGCGCCCCGAGCAAGUCUGUUGUCUGAUCUCACCAGCAAUAAAAGCCCCGCAGGGGAGCGGCCAGAGCUUUCCAGGCUCUGUGUGUAUGUAGGAUCUCUGCAUCAGACCCUUCGUCCAACGUUUUGGACCUGCCCAACUGUAAAUUCAAUCCCAGCCUUGUGCUUUCUCUCCUCUGUUUGUUUCUUGAAGCCUCGGUCUCUCCCUCUCUGCUCUUACUGUGAAUUCAAACCAGAAGUGUUCUGAACUCGACUCUGUUACUGUUCGUUCUGCGUUGACUGUUGCUGGUUCUCUGAACUGCGUUUAAUGAGACUUUGAAAAAAAAAAAAAAAAGAAAAAAAUAUAUAUCUAUAUAAAUAUACUUAAAAAAAAUAAAAAUAAAAUAUUUAAAAAAGAACUCCAUAAGGUUGGGUGUGUCUCCUGUCCACCAGUCACUUUCAAACACUGUUGUCUAGACCUUGCCUCUGGUCAGUGCAUUUAACAAAAAGAGGUUGAAAAAUAAAGAGAUAAAAUGCAGCAUUCUGGGAUUUUUGUACAGCAAAGGUAUAUCCAUUUAGGAAAUUCUUGUUAAAACUAUACCACGUUUCACAAUCUACUGCUAGUCUGUUGUAUGUUUCCAUGGGGUUAUAAAGAUGUGAAGAGCUACUGCCUUCGCGAUUUUCUACGGUGAAUAUAUAUAUAUAUCUGUACAGAGGUAUGUAUAUAUAUAAAUAUAUAUGAAGAUCUAUAUGUAUACGUAUCUCUCACUCUCCUAUCUCUAUCUGACUGUGAAGGAUUUUUAUUGGGCAAAAUAAAAUGGAGAAAGGCCCCUUUUAAAAACCUGACUGCGUGCUUGCCUGGUUGUGUUGCGUGCGGGUGGGAGAAGCAGAAAAACUACAGGGGAUUUCGGGAGGGACCCGAGGAAUGGUGCCUGGGGGGGCUGCUGGAGAUGGCUCCACGAGGGAAACCCACAUCUCAGACACAGCAGCACAGCCAUACACGUGCUGGUCUACAGCUUCCUCGCAGUCCAUUAGAGUGGGGUGAAAGCACUUGUAGCUCCUGGCUCUGAGGAUGGAGAGCAGCCUGGCAUUGUGGAGCAGGAGGGAAAGGCGGAGGCUUCAGGGAGCAGAGAGGAGCAGCGCACACCUCCACGUCCAUCUCUUCAAGCUGACGGAGGUGAUGCUGCUGGGCACAGCCGUCCCCAGCCCUUAUUCCCCAGGGUACAACAAGGGCUGUGCAAGCGUUCACUCUACGGUUACCAUAAAGAAGGGAUGUUUAGAUGUAGAGCUUAGUGAUAUGGUUUAGUGGAGGACUUGUUAGUGUUA